AUAAAGGGAACUUAUCGAGGGUGUCGGAUUCAGUCGCUCGCGACACGUAUAUGCGACUUGUCGGACGACCUGACAGGAGGAAGUUCGGAACGGGUUGAAUUUGUGCGAUGACUUGUAUCCGAAAAUUAUCGUGAAAAAUAAAAGGCGCAACAUCGAUAAGGGAAAACAAAGUGCGCGAAUGCCAUUUCGAAUUUUAACGAAAUAAUUAGAAAAAGAGACAGAAACACAUAUCAUCGACACAUCUUGCGUGCCUAGUAAAUCUUCAAGGAUGAUCUCUGCAUGGAAAGCGUGCUGUGGCCGAUUACCGCAAAGAUGGGUGUUCGCCGUCAUGGGAUUUCUGGCAAUCCUGAAUGCGUAUAGUAUGAGAGUUUGUCUUUCGAUCACUAUUACGGAAAUGGCACCUACAACACAUAAAGAGUCUAUAGAUGAUUCCUGUCCGUACAAUCAAACGAUUAAUAAAGAUGAAAAUAAUAAAAAAGAUGUCAAACUUUACGACUGGGAUGAACAUACGCAGGGUCUGAUCCUCUCGUCCUUUUACUGGGGCUACGUUAUCACACAUUUGCCAGGCGGGAUAUUGGCUGAGAGGUUCGGUGGCAAGUAUUCCCUUGGUCUCGGCAUUUUCUCCACAGCAAUCUUCACCCUGUUGACGCCGGUGGUGGUCGAUUUUGGUGACUCGGCUGGCCUAAUAGUGCUGCGGAUCUUAAUGGGCUUCGGCGAGGGAACGACCUUUCCGGCGUUGAACGCCAUGUUGGCGCAAUGGACGCCGCCGGAGGAGAGAUCGAUGAUCGGCUCCUUGGUGUUUGCCGGUGCCCAACUCGGUACGGUACUAGCCAAUCUAUUGUCCGGUUUAAUUCUACACUCCUACAGCUGGCCUGCAGUUUUCUACGUGUUCGGUGGGAUCGGCGUGUUGUGGUUCCUCGUGUGGGUGCUGAUAUGCUAUAAUAAUCCAUAUGAGCAUCCGUUCAUUUCCGAGCGCGAGGUGAAAUACCUUCACGAACGUAUGAACGAGCAUACUCACACGAAACCGCCGCCUGUACCUUGGCGUCACAUGCUGUCUUCGGCGUCGGUCUGGGCGUUGAUCGCCGCCCAGGUCGGUCACGACUGGGGCUUCUUUACCAUGGUCACCGAUCUCCCCAAGUACAUGAGCAGCGUGCUUCACUACUCCAUCCAGCAAAACGGUUUCGUUUCGUCGUUGCCCUACCUCGUCAUGUGGUUCUGCAGCACAGCAUCAUCCUGGCUGGCCGAUCGGAUAAUCACCAAGGGCAUCAUGUCGCGCACCAAUGUACGAAAACUCGGUACCACGAUCGCUUCCUUGGGGCCAGGUGCUUUCAUCAUCGCCGCCUCGUAUGCUUCGUGCGACGGAACGUUAGUGGUGACCAUGUUCACCAUCGGCAUGGCUAUGAUGGGCACCUUCUAUCCCGGGAUGAAAGUCAACGGGCUGGAUCUUAGCCCCAAUUACUCCGGUACUUUGAUGGCUUUGGUGAAUGGAAUGGGAGCCUUCACCGGUAUAAUCACGCCGUACAUCGUCGGCGUGUUGGCGCCCGAUCAAACACUCAGUCAAUGGCGGCUCGUCUUCUGGAUCGUCCUAAGUUUCUUCAUCGUGACGAAUCUGAUUUUCGUUCUGUACGCGAGUGGCGAGGUUCAAUACUGGAAUGAUCCCGAGUUCGUUAUACGGGACCGGGAGGAAAGGCAGCUGAGUAAAGAGACGAAUAGACAAACGCCUUCGAAGAAAUCAUGAAAGCAUUGUUUUUGGCGCGGUGCCUUACAAAGUUAAGCGCUCUUAAACGCUUAACGAAACAGUCAAGCUUUUCUUCCGAAAACAAAAAGAUCUCGCGUAGAUAUCCUAGAUAUCAUUUUUUCGACAAGCGGAAGUUUCAUCUCUCGUUUCUCCAUAUUCUAGGUAGAUAAGGACUUCACAUCGCAUCCGCAUAACGACGAGAUGAUAGAUGAGAAAGACAUGCGUGUUUACUCUCGCACAUGAUCCUUGAAUAAUAAUUCAAGAGUUAAGUUCGCAACGUUAGCUCUGAACGUCGCAAAUUGCGAAUGUGCGUUAAUCAGCAUUGCAAUGUGCACUUUUUCGCAAGUAAGCAGUUUUUGUCUGAAAGGAGGAAUUGUAAAUUAGAGACAACUGAUAAAUAAUGACUUGUACAUAUUGCGAAUUUUAAGGAUUUUUAUAAGAUAAAAAGAAUGUAGUAGAAUUUAAUUAGUUAAUUAAAAUAAUCUGCUAAUUGUAUACACACAUCGCCAAUAUAUCGCUAUUUCGUCAUCGCGAAAAAUUGAAUGAUAAUUAAUAAAUUGAAAUAGCUAAAUUAUUCGAAAAUCUCUGAAAAUUUGUAGACGAAUAUUAUUGCGAAGGAAAAAGCAAUAAUUAAUCAAAUAAUUAAUCAAAGCAAUUAAUUAAAAUAUAUAUUAACGAAUUGUCGAGCUAACUAAUUGUAUCAGAUGCUACUAUCGAAUAAACAAAUGAGAACAACUAAUCUCAGAAAGAAACACA
Messenger RNA from Camponotus floridanus (Florida carpenter ant), 2494 nucleotides. RefSeq names its product sialin. Gene Ontology annotation, biological process: transmembrane transport; monoatomic anion transport. The transcript is spliced from 4 exons. The record is from RefSeq and is a predicted model, not a curated record. NCBI's taxonomy places the organism in Eukaryota, Metazoa, Arthropoda, Insecta, Hymenoptera, Formicidae. Gene Ontology annotation, molecular function: transmembrane transporter activity. Bases 269 to 1738 code for a protein of 489 amino acids.